AUGUCCUACAGCCUCAGCGCCUGCUGUCAGUGGGGCUCGGCAGCCAGAGCAAACCCAGCCGGGGGCCGGCGUGGGCAGCUUGUGCCAGAGCCGGGCCGCCCCCCAUUUCUGCCAGGCAGCAUUGCCAGCCCCAGGUGUUCAAAAUCAGGAGUCAGGCUCACCAAAAAUCAUGAGCUUUUCCUGGACGAUGCCAAAGUGAAGAACUUCAUCACCUGUUUUAAAGAUAAGCAGUUCCUCGCCUUCUUCUUCAAACAACUGCAGCUGAACCGGAGUGGGCGCUACCAGGAUGCCUUCCCCUACCUCUCCCCCUGCGGCCGAGAGCACAACUUUGUGCGCUGCGACGACCGCCCCAUCGUCUUCACCCACCUGCUGCGGGGCCAGGCGGGCGAGGAGCUGCUCUCCUACUGCGGCGGCGGAGACAGGCUGGUGGUCGGCUUCGAGCCAGAGAAGCUGGUGAUGUUCCCUGAGAACGGGCGCGUCUAUCACCCGGCCUCGCAGAAAGCCGGCGGCGUGGGGCUGGUGAAAUCGUCCCUGGCCUUUGAGCUGAGUCCCUGCUUUGAGUACAGCCAGGGCGCCGGCGGGCCCCCCACCCACUUCCGCUGGCAGGGCAAGCGCUACACCCUCACCAACGAGCUGGUGCAGCUGAUGCGCUCAAACAGCAGCUCCUGAGCCGGGGCGUCGCCAGCGAGGCUGCCCGGCCCUGGGGACAGAGCAAGGACUGGCCCAGAGCUUGGCCAUCUGCAGCUGUGUUGGCUGCCUCGCAACAGCCUGAGGACAGCACCUCCCUGGCACUCACUGGAGCAGAUCGCACCCAGCCCCCUCUCUGCAGCCCACCCCCUGGCUGCCCAGCCAGAUGUAUGCCACUUGGGCCAAGCGACCCCGGGGUUGGCUGCUUGAAGGGCCUCCAUGGGCCUCUUCUCCAACAGGGGUGUGGGUGCCCUGUGCCCUCGAACCCCAUGGGCUGCACGUAAGGCUCUAGAUUGGACUGGGCGGCCAUGAGCUCCGAAAGCCACCUCCUAGUGGGAGCCGAAGGGAAGCCGGAAAAGCAGCAGCUCUUGUCCCCUCUGGUCCAAGAAGAUGGCCAAGCCCGAGGUGAACGGAGCCCCUGCUUGCUGAGCUGUGCUGGGAUUCUGUCCCUGGAGAGCAGAGCGGGGUGGAGCAGACCCGGAAUCCAUGUUCCUUCACCUGUGGCUCUACAAACCCCCCAGCCCAGGGCCCCUUUCCUCCCUUCGCCCCCUCCCCAUUUUAAGGAUCUGCAGAUUCGGUGUGGGCCCAGGGCCUGCUGCAUUGCUUGGUGCGUGCUCACUGUGUCUGCCCUUCACCGAGCGGUGAGCACUGUGGGGAAAGACCCCGCCGCUCAACCUGCUCCCCCACACCAAGCCAAGAACAAAUCUGCCCUGCCCCUCCUGCCUGUCCAUAGCAGGAGAGGCCGUGAGAGGCUGCUGGGAGUGGAAGGAGAGACUUGGCCAGAUUAGCCUCCGUGCCCCCAGCCAAGUGCCUGUGCCCCACGCCCCAUUGCUGUGCUCAUCGGUUUCUCGCCAUGCAGCCCGGGGUGCUUCAUGCUGGUAGAGAUCCCCGCCUAGGCAGGCUCCGCUGAGCUCCCGGGUGGAGGAGUGGGAUGGCUCGUGGGAGCCCAGCGGCGCUUGCAGGGAGGCUGCAGCGUGAUUAUCUCUGGCGUGCUCUGAACCGGGAUUAGUCUGGGGAACCAGGAGCUUAAACUGCCGUAAUAACCGUGUUUAAAAAGCUCUCUGCCGUUCCAUAACUGCGCUGCAGAUAACCCGCUUUCGGAGAGGGUCGUCGAUGGGUGCCUGGGGGAUGGAGAAUCUUUAGCCAGGCUCCCCGCAGCGAGAAGGGCAGGGUCUCCCCGGGACCUGCCCGCUGGGGCUCAGCCCCCCAAGCCCACUAGCCCCCUGUGGUAACUCCUGGGUUCCACUUGACCCCAUGGCCUGUCGGAUCCCCCUCCCCUACCUCUGGGGGCCAGGCUGCAGACUUGGGCCUCCCCCUGGGGCUGGUGGGGAUUGUGAUGCCCCUUGUCACGCUCUCCUGGCUUCCGCCCCAGCCCCUAGUACUGCCUGGAAACCAGAGACCGUUCGUGUCUGUCCAGCCAGGCUGACGGGAGGGCUCGAUGCGCUGCCCCCAGGGCCGCCAUUCCAGCCGCCUCCAAGUUGCUAAAUAAAUGCUGACUCGAUCCCACCCAGGUGCCUUUUAAUGGGCCCGAUCCUGCCCCCCCUCAAGGUGGCAAAAGUCCCAUCAGCCUUUGGGCUUUUGCUGAUCCCUGGCCCAGGGCGUUUCCUGUUUGGGGGCUUGGGAUCCCAGCACGCUGCCCACGUGCCGCUCACACCACGGAUCCAGGCUGCCUUACGGGUGUCGAUUGACACCAGCAGGCCGAGGCCUCGUGCCGGCCCGCCCCAGGGGUUUGAAACCACCCUCUGCUGCCCCAGCACAGAGCACGGUCGGGUGCCCUGCCAAAACCAAUCGCUGCGCGAGCUCGCUGAGCCGCUCAAACCUCCUCUUAAAAGGCUUUUUUCCCGGGGACUUAAUGCUCCUUGACAGCUUUCGAGCGGGACCCUAAACUUAGCCAGGCUGCGCUGCCCCUGGCAUCUGUUAGCAGCAGCCGGCCCAGCAAGCCCCUCUCAAUCCUCAGAGCCUAUUUUUAGACAGCCCGGAGGUUUUCGGGUUCUGUUACUGCUUGGCAGCAGCGAGGGGUCGGAGGGGCACUGCCCGGAGUUAGCACCAAUGGGGUGGGAAGCACCAGGACAGCAGGCUGGGAUCCGUGAGCACAAGGGGUGUGGGCUCCUUUCCAUGGGAUCGCAUAGGCGUCAUUGACCCCUUGGCUGCAGGCUGCCGGUUCUCUGCUGUGUGAACGUCACGAGUUGCCUCCCCUGGAAUUUUCACUCAUCCGCUGAUUGUAGGUGCCUCCGUUUUUGGUAUCCAGGUUGAGACCCCUCCAGCCUGCUCCUUUCGAGGGGCUGAGCCCAGUGGAUAGUGCGGGGUUCAGCACCUUUAAAAUGCCUCAAGUGGGCACCCAGCACCCGAGGCCCUUUGCUGCCGGCGCCUCCGUUUGCCCAGUUGUGGAAUUGGGCCAGUGCUGCCGACCUUUGUGAGAUGCCCUGAGAUCUCUUUGUGCAAAGCCCCGUGGGAGUCCUUGGGCGUGUCAUUGUUCCAAUGGGACGCUGUCCGCUGGGGGGACUCGGCCCUCGGCACCAGGACGGCAGCAGCCAAGUGGUUAAUGAGUCGCGUAUGUUCCCCUCUGGAGCAGGCCUCCCUCCGCGUGGGUGGAUGCGUUCAGCCUUCGGCAAAGCCUGUCCCUUGAGUUUGAUUCCUCUGAGUGGAAAAGCCCAAGUGAAGAGAGGACGGGGAGGGGGAGAGAAGUCACCCAGCAGAGUGCGUGGGGAGAAGCCAACCAGGCUGCAUUGGUGUGACCCACACAAGUCGGUCUGAAUGGGGCUGGAUAAACUGGCGUAUUGGACUCGAUUGCUGUGCAUGGGGUGUGCUGCAAACGGCUGCUCCGCUCGGCUGCCGUUUCCUCGACACACACACACACACACACACACACACGCGCGCGCGGCUGGGGGCUCUGAGUGGAACAGUUUGGGGUUUUUUCUGUGACAACAACUCAAUAAAUAAACGAUUGGCAG
This is a messenger RNA of Chrysemys picta bellii (western painted turtle), 3638 nucleotides long. NCBI's taxonomy places the organism in Eukaryota, Metazoa, Chordata, Testudines, Emydidae. The record is from RefSeq and is a predicted model, not a curated record.